This is a messenger RNA of Bactrocera dorsalis (oriental fruit fly), 2577 nucleotides long. Its product is annotated as ceramide kinase. Gene Ontology annotation, molecular function: kinase activity. The record is from RefSeq and is a predicted model, not a curated record. Lineage: Eukaryota; Metazoa; Arthropoda; Insecta; Diptera; Tephritidae.
CUUUUGGCAUGUCGAGUCGCGCUUAACUAAUCAGUCCAACGCCAGCCACCGAGAUGACGCAGAGCAGCACGGAUUUCACGCAGUCGUCCGCUGCGCACAACGAUGCAAAUGCCGCAAGCCACAAAGAGAAGGAGGCAGCUGCCGCAGCACUGGCAGCGAGACCCAUAGCCAGCAGCCAAACUUGUGAUAUACUCCUAAACAACUUUCAAAUCAAGAAGAAACGGUAUCGCGUCUUGCUCAACUAUGACCACAUCGUUUGGGAGCGACUGCAGACGAAGCGCAACAGCGACGCGGACACUGAAGGCAACUUUAAGCAAGGCUUAGUCUAUGGCAAAAACACGAAUGUGUUGCAUAUAAACGAGCUAAUCAGAGUGGGCAAGGGCCACACCAAGUCGGCGGCUUUGCAUAUUGCAGCGCCGCAGCCAAUGGCUGAGUUCGAUGCGCACACCGCUAGCGAACAAAAACAACAACACAGCAGUACGCCACCCACUGAACAGUAUCUUGCCUUGUCAUACGCCGCGCGCAUCGUCAACUCAGAGACAGACUGCAACCGCUGGGACGUGCACAAACUGGUGCUCUAUAACGCCGAUGCGUAUGUGGUGCGGCAAUGGCACGCGUUGCUCAAUAAAAUGCUCGCGAAUACGGCGCCGACGCGUCUGCGCGUGCGUCGUUUACUGGUCUUCAUCAAUCCGUAUGGCGGACGCCAGCGCGGCUUGCAGGUCUAUGAACGCCACUGUAAACCACUAUUUCAAUUGGCUGGGAUCGACGCGUCCUGCAUUAUAUCGCAGCGUUCGAAUCAGAUACGCGACAUACUGUUGAGUCAUGAUUUGUCGCCGUUCGAUGCGGUUUGCUGUGUUGGUGGCGACGGCACAGUGGCGGAGGUAAUUAACGGGCUCAUCUUUCGCGCAAUAUGCGAUGCGGGCAUGGAUGCGCGCCAGCCGCCGUAUGUGCCGAAACCAACGCUGCCCGUGGCCAUUAUACCAGCGGGUAGUACGGAUACGGUCGCGUACAGCCUGCACGGCACAUCGGAUGUGCGCACCGCGGCGAUACAUUUGAUUUUGGGGCAGCGGCGCGGUGUGGACAUUUGUAGCGUGCGCAAUCGUGAGGGCGUCAUACGUUUCUGCGCCAGUGUAUUAUCCUACGGCUAUUUAGGCGAUGUGGCGGCAAAGAGUGAGCGUUAUCGUUGGCUGGGUACGAAGCGCUAUGAGUUUGCCGGUGUUAAAACGUUCCUUACCAAUAACGGCUACGAAGCAGAGCUGCGCAUCUUACAGCCAAUAGGCGGCAACAAAUUGAAUGCUGGUGCGGCACCACACGAAGAAGGCGCGAGGUGUGAAAACGUAACAACUACUGAGGAUACGAUUUGUUUUGCGAAUUGUACACGCUGUGACGCGGCGUCCAUUACACAGGCGGCGCUUGCGACGAAACGCGCUUUAAUGCACAAAGGCAUAUUGGCGGGUGUUAUUACGCCGACGUCCGUUGCAGGCGAUGAGCUGCCCACAUCAUCAAACGCUUCAAUGAAGAUUUGUGAGGAUAAUAACGACGGCCAAAGCAAUAAAACAAAUUAUUUGGAAGUGGCUGGCACUGCUGCCGAGUUGCGCGGCGGAAAAAUAUUUUCUGCAAAUAGCAAUGAAACUAUGGACUUUGAUGAUACGAAGCAUAUAAAUUUGACAGACUGUGAUAAUGAUAGUGAAAUGGUUUAUGACGGAGCAGAUGGCGUGUGCGCGCCGGAAAAUAAAGUCGAAAGUGGGUGGAAAACAAUAAAUGGUGAAUUUUUCAUGAUCAGUGGCGCGAAUAUUACCUGCGCCUGCACGCGGAGCCCCAACGGUGUGGCGCCCUACAGUCAUCUAGGCGAUGGCUAUCUAGACCUGGUACUAGUGCGAAAAACCUCGCUGCUCAACAAUGUACGAUUGCUUUUAAACUUGACGGGGCGCAGUGGCGAUAUUCGAAAUUUGCCUUUCGUUGAAACCUAUCGCACCAAAAAGUUCUGCUUCCGGUCGCCUAAUGCGAAUCUUGUGCAAGAGUACAGCAUUAGUAAUUCAUGUCAGCCGAUCGCUGAAACUGCGGAUGGUUAUGUUGACUAUGAUGAUGACAACGGCUUGUCGCGUUGGAACUGCGACGGAGAGGUGGUUAAUGAUCAGGAAUUAACUAUGAUUUCACAUUGCCAAUUAAUCGACAUCUUCAUGCGUGGACCACACACAUACAACAAACCGGCGAAGAGCGGUGGCAAAUCCUUGCUGUGCUGCUGCUGUGGCUGCUGCCGAAGUGAUGAUUAGCAUAGUCAUAAUGCUUUGGAAGUUUUUUGACACGCGGUCGAAUGCAAAUUAUUACAAAAGUUGGUGGGUACAGCAAUCGUUUGCUGUUUCAUAUGGAAAACUGUGGCCAAUUUGCGUAGACGCCUCCUAAGUUAGAGCUGAAAGUGUUGCAUGUGUAGAUAGGUAUGGAGAAAAGUGUAUAACAAUAGGAAACAAUAAGCUUUAAGCACUAAAGAUUUUUAAUAAAUAUUUGCAAUAUGUAAUUUGAAAAAUUAAAAUUGAUAAUCUAUAGCCGUUUCGUACAUACAUACAUAUAUACAUAUAU